AUGUCAUCAUCACUUACAUUUUUCAAAGAACUCCGUUUAUUAUCACAAGCAUCAUGCUCGCUAAUCAAUAAAUCAAUUGUUAGAUAUAUACCUCGUGCUACUCCGAAGCAACAACAACAACAGGCUACAGAGUCAAAUUAUAGUGAACCACUGCUGACAUUUAACGAACAAAAAAAAUUUUCAGCAAAAAAUCAAAAAAGAGAACAAGAUGAUUAUUCUAUCAUAAAACCGACACAAUCUUCUAACUAUGUCAAAGAUCAACAAAAGCAAACUUUUCACUCUGUCAUGAAAUUAUCAUCUUCCCUGCCUGCCAACGAAGUACAACAUCAACAGUCAACAUUGCCAAAAUUAAUUGAUGUUCAAACUGGCCUUAGUCGAUUUAUGAUCGAAUGCGAUGAUACAAAAUUGUUUGAAUUAGUUGAGAAAAAUUAUAAAAUCUUUACAGAAGAAAAUACUCGAAUAUUUGUUGAAUGUUUAUACAAAUUAAAUAUCAGACAGAACUCGAACUUAAUCAUACAUCAACGAUUACACGAUUAUGUCGAUUAUCUAGUAUUAAAACAUGGUGAAUAUUUUGAUUAUAGUGGUGUAUUGUCUUCAUUUCACCAUUUAUCAUCAUUAAUCGAUGAUAUUCAACGUUCUCGAUGUUAUGCGUUGAAAGCAUUCAUUCAACUAAUGAAACAUUAUGUGAAUAAAUACAGUUUAAAAGAUGUUGGCCCAAUAAUAAUAUCAUUAGAAAAUUUAAAUUGUUCAUUGGAACUCGUUCAAUCAUUAGAUGAAGCUCUAUUUGUAUUAACAAAAUUAAAGCAGCGUGAUAUAGACAAAUUAGAUUCAUUAGAAUUGUCUCAAUUAUUUUAUGCAUUUGCACACAGAUACGAUCAAAAUUAUAUCAAAAUAAUUUUAGAAGAGUACAACAGAGACUAUUUGAAUCACAGUAAACAAUCAACAUUACUCAUUUUGAAAAGUCUUAGAAAGUGUCAUAAUGAACAAUCAUCACCAGACGAGUUAACAUUAGAAAAUUGUGCCAGUUAUAUUUUAGAUAAUAGAGAGCAAUUUCAAAAUAUAGAUGAAUUGAAUGAGAUAUGUUCGUCAUUUGAAUUGUUUAAUUAUCAAAGUGUUCUAACACACGAGAUUAAUCUUAUUCAAAAACAAUUUCUUGAAUCAACGAAACAGAUUAAUGAAAAUACUGCUCUUGCCGCUACUACAAAUUAA
Didymodactylos carnosus is the source of this 1209-nucleotide messenger RNA. The record is from the annotation of a GenBank genome assembly. NCBI's taxonomy places the organism in Eukaryota, Metazoa, Rotifera, Eurotatoria, Philodinida, Philodinidae.